AUGCUCUCCAAAAAAAAAAGAGAACGUCAACAAAGAUACAGGGAGCAGAACAGAGAUAAAUUGAAACAACGUGAAGCGGAAAGAAGGAGGCGUCUACAAAAUGCAGAUGUGAUUACAGAAUUAUCUACUUCUCCAAACAUCGAAUUAACAGAAAAAAAAUGUGAGCCGUCACGGGACGAAAUACCAAUGUCCAUGCUGCAACAAAGAAUCCGCGAACGUGACCCGACAUACAUGAAGGAUUCAAACAUCUUCACAAUUGUGGAGUAUUCCUACGCCUGCCCGUUCAAGUGUCGGCACAAUAACAUCCUGUGCUUCUACUGCGGAUCGAACUUCACGGACCCAGCACAACUCAGAGACCACACAGUGAACGCCCACAACCCCAAAAAGUUCAACAUGUCCGAGAGAACUAACUCCAUUAAACUGGACUUGACCAGGAUCGACUGCCGGCUCUGCCCCACCAAGAUAAACAACCUGGAUGACUUCAAGCAACACAUCACUGCCGUUCACAAGAAGAAGUACUACUCUACCAUCAGGGAUUUCAUCCUGCCCUUCCGUUUGUCCAAGGAAGACACAAAGUGCGCGCUGUGUGACCGAACUUUUCCCUAUUUCCACGCUCUGAACAGACAUAUGAACGAGCAUUUUAGUAAUUUUGUGUGCGAACAGUGCGGUUUAGGCUUCGUGGAUCGUAAUCGGUUUGUGAUGCACAGGCAGAAACAUGAGUCGGGUAGAUUUCCAUGUGAAGUGUGCGGUAAGGAGUUUAGAGUCGCAUCGUAUAAGGAUAUCCACGUGGACAGAGUCCACAAUAAACGGGGGAGGGUAUUUUGUCCGAAGUGUGACGUCAUUUUGAUGAGCUACCCGCAAAAGUUGAAGCAUCUGGUGGAGGUGCACGGGGAGACUCCGCUGUCGUUCACUUGUAAUAUUUGCAAUCAAGUGUUUGAGACUAGGCGGAAUUUCACCAUACACAAGAGGAAGGUGCAUUUGAAGGAUUUCAGAUACGAGUGUCAGUGUUGUGGCCAAAAGUUCUUCACGCGGGCAGCACUCACCAAUCAUAUGCCAGUACACACCGGCGAACGGAACUUCAAGUGUAAAUACUGCGAGAAGUCCUACCCUCGUUUGAAAACUUUGAAAGAUCAUAUCCGCAUCCAUACUAAUGACAGGCGUAAGAACUCAUACAUCCUAAAUACCGUCGACGGAGUCGACGGAGGCUCCGGCAGGCUUGUCCCCGGGUUUCUCCGGAUCCCCGAAACCCGCCCCCCACCCUUGGGGGCGGCGCCGCGGUUUUCCCCCCUGGCAAAGAGACCAAAGUACGUACUAAAUGGUGCGGAACAUUAUCAACAGCAACUGGAAGCCGGACCGAAAUUCCCAAGUGAGACGUGGACGAAUCCGGUGUCGCCCAACGCGGAUGAUCAGCCUAGAGUAACGGAAAGCCCAGACUAUGAAACGUUAGGGGCGGGUGCUCUUAAUGACUUGCUUGAAAAGGUGAGGAAGAGAAUAUAA
Leptosia nina is the source of this 1497-nucleotide messenger RNA. The record is from the annotation of a GenBank genome assembly. Lineage: Eukaryota; Metazoa; Arthropoda; Insecta; Lepidoptera; Pieridae.